AUGCCAGAUCACCCGAUCCUCAAGUCGGUGCUGUCACUGAUUGAAGACAAUGAUGCGAAGACCCUUCGUGUGUCCUUCAGCUCGCGGAAGGUGAAGCCGGGCGACAAGAUCCCGAAACGAGAAGCUCAAGAGGUCCCAACACUUGGCUGGAAUGCGGCCUCAGGACAGAAGUUCCUUGUCGUCUGCCUCGACAUCGAUGCACCAUUCCCCACGUUUGCGCCCUUGAGCCCCGUCCUGCACUGGCUACAGACCGGCCUUGCUGCAGAAGGAUCAACCAGCGGCGGCGACCUGACCUCGCCAGAUCCAGCCAUCGCCCACUGGGCUGCUCCAGGUCCUCCGCCGCUCAGCAGUCCGCAUCGAUACAUCUUCUUGCUCUACGACCAACCGGCGGACUUUGACACGAGAACGUUGGCCAAAGCGGGUGGCUUCGGUAUCCGAGAGCGCAUGAGAUGGGAUCUUUCACGGUUCGAACAGCAGGCGAAGCUCGGUCCGGCUGUCGCAGCCACGUAUUUCUUGAGCAACUAG
Fonsecaea multimorphosa CBS 102226 is the source of this 525-nucleotide messenger RNA. RefSeq lists its product as uncharacterized. The transcript has 2 exons. NCBI's taxonomy places the organism in Eukaryota, Fungi, Ascomycota, Eurotiomycetes, Chaetothyriales, Herpotrichiellaceae. Gene Ontology annotation, molecular function: peptidase inhibitor activity; phospholipid binding. The record is from RefSeq and is a predicted model, not a curated record. Gene Ontology annotation, biological process: regulation of Ras protein signal transduction; regulation of proteolysis. The coding region runs from base 1 to 525 and encodes 174 amino acids.